Eutrema salsugineum is the source of this 1988-nucleotide messenger RNA. RefSeq names its product rho GTPase-activating protein 3. Gene Ontology annotation, molecular function: GTPase activator activity. Gene Ontology annotation, biological process: signal transduction. Lineage: Eukaryota; Viridiplantae; Streptophyta; Magnoliopsida; Brassicales; Brassicaceae. The transcript is spliced from 5 exons. The record is from RefSeq and is a predicted model, not a curated record. Bases 479 to 1825 code for a protein of 448 amino acids.
GUAUGUCCCCCAUUCUUACUUGUCACCCAUCUCAUCUAAUCAUCUCCUAGGCAGCCUCACGAGCCGUCGAACUAUUCUAUAUAAAAUCUUAUCACAAGUAUGACAUAUAUAUGUAUAUCAUUGUUUUUUUUUCUUUAUUUUUCACCAUUACAAAACCUUGAAUAUUACUUACUUCCUAAGUUGAUUUCAUUCUCAUUUACGUCUCCGUCACUCUUUCUCCCUAUCCACUAAACACAGAUCCCAAAAACAAAAACACAAAGGUAAAAAAAAAAAGAAGAAGAAGAGAGAAUAGUCCCUUUGUUUCUACGCGAUUUAUCUGUAAUUUUCCUCACUUUCUUUCUCACCAAACAGUCCCUUAUAUCCCUCUCUAUCUCUCUCUCAUUCUCUCUUUCUCUCACAUUUAAAGCUUCUUCUGCUUAACUUCCACCAUUAAUAUUACAUUCUCUCAUAUUCUCCGGUAGACCAGAAAAGACUGACGAUGACUAACUUCUCCCGAUCCAAAUCUACUGGAGCUACCGGGUUCCCGAAUUUUAAUGCGACCCGACCCGGUCCAGACAUAUACGAGAACAUCAAUGACGAUGACGAAGACUACGAAGAAGAACAUAGCACUACGAGCACAGACUACUACGACGUAUCCACGCCGUUGAGCUCACACGGGUCGAGAUCCGGGUCCGGGUCCGGGUCGGGUCAAUUCACGAUCCUCGACCUUCUUGCUGCGGUUCUGAGGAAGUCGCUGGUGAUGUCUUGUAGCAUGGAGAGAGGUGAUGAUGACGUGGCGACGUCUAUGGAUAUAGGUUGGCCGACGGAGGUUAAGCACGUGAGUCACGUGACUUUCGACCGGUUUAAUGGUUUUCUCGGUCUUCCCUCUGAGCUCGAACCGGAGGUUCCUCCUCGAGCUCCUAGCGCCAGUGUGAGUGUCUUUGGAGUAUCGGCAAAGUCGAUGCAAUGCUCUUACGACAACAGAGGAAACAGCGUCCCAACGAUCCUUCUCAGGAUGCAGAAACGUCUUUACACAGAAGGAGGUCUUAAAGCGGAAGGAAUAUUCAGAAUAAAUCCGGACAACGGCAAAGAGGAGCAUGUCCGAAGACAGCUAAACCGCGGUGUGGUACCGCGUGGUAUUGACGUUCAUUGCUUGGCUGGUUUAAUAAAGGCGUGGUUUAGGGAGCUACCGACAGGAGUGCUUGAUGUGUUGACACCAGAGCAAGUGAUGAAGUGUAACACAGAAGAAGAUUGUAGGAGGCUCGUGACUCUUCUUCCUCCGGUUGAAUCUGCGCUUCUCGAUUGGGCCAUUGGUCUAAUGGCUGACGUGGUGGAGCAUGAACAGUUCAACAAAAUGAAUGCUCGCAAUGUAGCUAUGGUUUUCGCUCCAAACAUGACCCAAAUGGCAGAUCCUUUAACUGCAUUGAUCCACGCGGUGCAAGUGAUGAACUUUCUCAAGACUUUGAUCUUAAUGAACCUCAAAGAGAGGGAAAACGCAGAUGUGAAAGCAAGGUGGAUCGAGAAACAAACAUCAGAUCAAUCAGAAGUAUGGGAAUCACAACACUCUGAGAUAUUAGGCCCUGAGAAACCCAACAGUAACCCUAAGUUCUUGAGAGUGGCUACUCUGUUUAGGCUAGAGGCUGACAAUGAAGAAGAGUUUUGGAACACUGAGAAGAGAAACGAUCGUAAAGAUACAACUGAAAAUACUGGGACUGUUCAGAGGCUGUGUAAGCAUCCAUUGUUUCAGUUAAGCAAAUCAACAAAGAAACCUCUUGUAAGUAAUCAAGAUGAAGGAAGAAGAGGACGAGAUGCUUGGGGUUCACGUCUCUCUUCUUUGCCUUGGUGAAUUUCACUUGCCUCCCUUUCGUUCCCUUUAUUUUUUAUUCUGUUUUUAAGAGUGUAAAAAAUAUUGUGAAAUACGAUUAUAGGUGUUAGUUGUUUGAUAUAGGUAUAACGUUUAUUCAAUGAAUUCAAAAUGAACGUAUAAGAGAAGAGAUCAGAGGUUAUCU